This is a messenger RNA of Nomia melanderi (Alkali bee), 2235 nucleotides long. It is a transcript of the gene Rpn5, whose product is annotated as regulatory particle non-ATPase 5. Gene Ontology annotation, cellular component: cytoplasm; proteasome regulatory particle, lid subcomplex. Lineage: Eukaryota; Metazoa; Arthropoda; Insecta; Hymenoptera; Halictidae. The record is from RefSeq and is a predicted model, not a curated record.
GGUACCUCGCUUUUUCGAUUAGAUGGUAUCGCUUCGUCGUGUAGUGACCGUUUCGCUUAAACAUGACAUUUUUCUCAACAAAUUCUUUGCUUUCUCGAAUUUAUUAACUAACAAUUGCAGCACCGAUGCACGUACGAAUUCUUCGUUCUAUAAAUAGUUUGACUAAACUUCGGUAAAAGAAACGACAUUCGAAUUUCGAUUGAGAAGAUCGUGAUGGUGAUAAUCGGCGACACAAAUAACAUACCAAUAGAUGCUAAUUGCUAGUAGCUUCGAUAUUUGACCGCAAAUGACGCCACAAGUAUCGCUAGAUACGUAGUACCUUUAGGAAGAUUCAAUGUUGAUUAAAAACGAAACAUUCGACGAUUAUUAAUGAAUUCUAUCGAUUCAGAGAUUACUACUAUCGAGUCUAAGAUUACUACGAAAAAUAUGUAAUUCUAAAAAUUUUGUAAAUCUGUAUUGUUAGUUUCUUCUAUAGAUAGCAGUUUUCGUUACUUCGGUUUGAAUUCAACCAUUGAUAAGAACGAAAGAAAACAAGAUCAAUUAAUAUCAAGGUUUUACAAACACGUGGCCAGUGUAUCGGGGUUUGUAUGCUAGAAACAUCGUUAUACGUAUACACUACAAGUAACAGGGCCAAAAGUAAAGAUGGAAGUAGAUUACAGCAGCAUCUGUGAUGUUAAGAUCCCCGAGUGCAAGAAAUUGGCCAGCGAGGGGAAGUUACACGAUGCUUUGGACCAGUUGCUUGCUUUAGAAAAGCAGACACGAACGGGUGCAGAUAUGUAUCAUACUUCUCAGAUUUUAGUAGCCAUUGUUCAAAUUUGCCUGGAAGCACAAAACUGGGCUGCUCUGAACGAACAUAUCAUUUUAUUGUCCAAAAGGCGUUCUCAGAUAAAGCACGCGGUUACUAAAAUGGUACAAGAAUGUUGUACCUAUGUGGAUAAGAUGCCUAAUAAGGAAACUAUGAUCAAAUUGAUAGAAACUUUACGCACCGUAACCGAAGGAAAGAUAUACGUGGAAGUCGAAAGAGCUAGACUUACUCAUCGUUUGGCAAAAAUUAAAGAGGAAGAUGGAGAUAUUUCUGGUGCCACGGCCGUUAUGCUAGAAUUACAAGUUGAAACGUACGGCAGUAUGUCGCGUUUGGAAAAAGCCUCCUUGAUCUUAGAGCAAAUGAGACUGUGUUUAGCGAAGAAGGACUUUAUGCGCACUCAAAUAAUAGCUAAGAAGAUAAACGUUAAAUUUUUCAAAGACGACGACGACGAAGAAACGCAAUCGCUAAAAUUAAAGUACUACGAUCUCAUGAUGGAACUAGCCUGCCACGAAGGGUGGCAUUUAGAGUUAUGUAGACACAAUCGAGCGAUAUUGGAAAUACCGGCCGUCCGAGAUGAUCCUGAAAUGAGACAUUUCGCACUUGCACGAGCUGUUUUAUACUUGAUACUCGCUCCACACGAACCGGAACAGGCGGACUUGACUCAUAGACUACUGGCGGAUAAACUUCUAGACGAAAUACCUACGUACAAAGAGCUGUUACGACUGUUUGUAAACCCAGAGUUAAUAAACUGGUCAGGACUUUGCGAAAUCUAUGAGAGAGAACUCAGAGCAACUGUAGUUUUUUCCUCUUCGACCGAAGAAGGUCGUAAACGAUGGACUGAUCUCCGAAAAAGAGUGGUCGAACAUAAUAUUAGGAUCAUGGCAAAGUAUUACACGAAAAUCACGUUAACGCGUAUGGCAGAGUUAUUGGAUUUGCCGGUUAAAGAGACCGAGGCGUGUCUCUGCAAUUUAGUGGAAACUGGCGUAAUAAAUGCCCGUACAGAUAGAUUGGCUGGCGUGGUACGAUUCACAGGAACUCAAGAACCAGCUGCUUUAUUAGACGCUUGGGCUGCUUCAUUGUCAAAAUUAAUGAGCCUUGUUAAUCAUACCACCCAUCUGAUUCAUCAAGAAGAAAUGUUGGCCGUUGCUCAAUCCUAACAGGUACAUUGCAUCUCUUCUCGUCCUAUUCCUCCUAUCCUUACUAGACGAUGUUUUCCUCAAUUUUCUUCUUUUACUUAGUUCGUCCACUUUCUAUAAUCUACGUUAAAAUCAUUUCUACGAAAGAAAUGCGUGUCAGAAAAAUCCUAGUAAUAUUAUUAAUGUACAUUUUGUAUUCUCGCUGUCCAAUGAAACCGUUUAAAAGGCAUUUCUCAUCUUGUAAUCAACGUACUUGUAUACCGGACCGUAAUAAUAAACUGGUUAUGUAAAACA